Closterium sp. Naga37s-1 is the source of this 672-nucleotide messenger RNA. The record is from the annotation of a GenBank genome assembly. Lineage: Eukaryota; Viridiplantae; Streptophyta; Zygnematophyceae; Desmidiales; Closteriaceae.
AUGGCGGAAUCUCCAGGCGGGAUGGACGAGAGGGGUGCAGAUCGGUUGCAAUACCCGGGCAGGAAACGCGUGCUGGGGUUCGUCGGGGUGCAGACCGGUUUCGGCAGCGGCAAGAGGCGCGCUCUGCUUCGCGAGGCGUGGUUCCCCGCCACGCCCGAGGAGCACGCGCGGGUGGAAGCAGCAACGGGGCUGGUGUUUCGGUUCAUCGGGCACAGCACGAGCGCGGAGGACGAGCAGCUACUGCAGGCGGAGAACAGCACUCACGGGGACUUCCUGCGCGUUGAUGUCGACGAGUCGUACCUCAAUCUCAACCACAAGACUCUUGUGUACUUCACGACUCUCUUCAAGCUCUAUGAAGCCGAGCACUACGUCAAGGCAGACGAUGACAUUUUCUUGAUGCCAGACCGCCUCUCUUCUCUGAUCGCCAGGCCAAGGGAGUCAACUCGAACGUACAUUGGCUGCUUCCAAAGGGGAAUUGUGAUUACUAACCCCAAGAAGAAGUGGUUUGAGCCCCAGGCGUGGCUGCUGGGACCGGAGUAUUUCAAGUACGCGUCCGGUCCCAUCUACUCCCUCUCCUACGACGUCGUCAAAAUUCUCAACUUCCUCCCCAAGGGCUGGCUGAGGAUGUUUGUGAACGAGGAUUCGAGUAUGUUCGGGCGUCUGCAAUCCUAA